Syngnathoides biaculeatus (alligator pipefish) is the source of this 582-nucleotide messenger RNA. RefSeq names its product nucleolin-like. Gene Ontology annotation, molecular function: RNA binding. Bases 1 to 582 code for a protein of 193 amino acids. NCBI's taxonomy places the organism in Eukaryota, Metazoa, Chordata, Actinopteri, Syngnathiformes, Syngnathidae. The record is from RefSeq and is a predicted model, not a curated record. The transcript has 5 exons.
AUGUUAUGUAAUGUUGUUAAAAACCUUCCCUUCGCUGCUACGGUUGAUGAUUUGAAAGAGGUUUUUGAAGAUGCAGUUGAUGUCAGGGUGCCACUUGGCCAAAAUGGGUCCAAUAGAGGAAUCGCUUACAUUGAGUUCAAAACCGAGGCUGAGGCAGAGAAAAUGCUGGAGGAGGCACAGGGCUGUGAUAUACAAGGACGGUCUGUGAUGUUGGAUUUUGUGGGAGAAAAAAGCCAGAAAGGCGCCAAGGUAGCAGGUGCAGCCAGCAAGACAUUAUUGGUGAACAAUCUAGCCUUUAGCGCCACAGAAGAGGUCUUACAAUCUACUUUUGAGAAGGCUGUUGCCAUCAGAAUCCCCCAGAGAGAUGGCAGACCCAGAGGGUAUGCCUUUUUAGAGUUUGAAAGUGCAGAAGAUGCCAAGGAAGCCAUGGAGACACUGAACAACACAGACAUUGAAGGGCGCCCAAUCCGACUUGAGUUCACCCAGAACAGCGGUGGCAGGCCAUAUUGGCUGCAUCCUCCGUUCAACGACUCCAGUACUGACAAGCAGCUAGGUUUGAAUAUGGCGCCGCGCAAACUGUGA